CGAUUAGGGUUUCUUAUUGGUUGCGAAUUCCCCAGCGCGAGAGCUAGUUAUUUGUACAAGGGAAGAGUUGAUGUUGACAAAGUAGGAGAGCGCAAAAAAGCCUGUGCGCCUUCCUCAGUCACCUUAUUCCUCACCCGAGAGCGCAAAGCAUGUCCACGCUCGCCCCUCUACGGCUGCUGCAUGCGUUCUAAGGGAAGAGUUGGAGCCCUGAUCCGGAGAUGAAAUGAUGGAUAGCCGGAUCCUCGAGCAUCCUCAUGCCCAGUUUGGAGGCUCUUUGGGAGGCAUGGUUGGAAUGGGUUUUCCCUACCACCUCGGCCACCAUCACGUUUACGAUCUUUCCGGACACCAGCUACAGUCGGCGGCCGCAGUACCGUUUUCUAUAGACGGAUUACUCAACGGAUCAUGCUCAGCGUCUGUUGCAAACUCUAACCCAUUACUCGGAUCUGGCUGUGGCGUAAACGGGGAAAGUCGGUAUAAACUCAGCGAUUCCGGAGACCCCGACAAGGAAAGCCCUGGUUGUAAACGGAGGCGAACGCGUACAAAUUUUACGGGCUGGCAGCUGGAGGAACUAGAGAAAGCGUUCAACGAAAGCCAUUAUCCGGACGUGUUCAUGCGCGAGGCGCUCGCGCUACGUCUAGACCUUGUUGAGUCACGUGUUCAGGUGUGGUUCCAAAACCGGCGAGCGAAAUGGCGCAAAAAGGAGAACACGAAGAAAGGGCCAGGUCGACCGGCUCACAACUCUCACCCCACUACAUGCAGCGGCGAGCCAAUGGACCCAGAGGAGAUCGCGCGACGAGAGUUGGAGCGCUUAGAAAAGAAAAAGCGAAAACAGGAACGCAAACUCCUCAAGUCCCAGAACAAGCUUUUAGCGGGUGAGCUCUUCCAUACGCCCGGAUCUGACAGCGACAGCGGAGUAUCGCAGAGCACAGAUAGCGAGUCGGCACCACACAACGGGCUUCAGCCUAAAGCACAUGGACAACAAACAGAACAUAUAUGUGACCCACACCCACGCCACCAAAGAACCGGUACAGGCAACGAGACAGCUGAGCCCAUAGACCCCACACGGAACUCUGCUUUGUGCCCUGCGAACGCCAUCACACGCGCAUCCACGCUCCAGAAACUCAACCCAUUUAGUGUGGAGAGUUUACUAUCCGACUCAUGUCCCAGGAGAAAAGCUAUUCUGGAUUUUUCUCAGUUACCGCCACGGAGACCACUGGUCGGAAAAGGCCAUUUUCUUCUGUAUCCUAUUACCCAGCCGUUGGGUUUCAUUGUGCCACAGACAGCGAUGAAACCGAGUCAGGAUUCAGUGAACUCGGGUCACAGCUGUUCCACGACAGACCCCUUAACCCCAAACCAGCACGGGCCAGGACAUGUUACGCAAAAUAAUCACUUGGGCAAGGGUACAAGUGUCAAUGCGACCACAAACGAUGAGCUGCAAAGAGAAAGCCAGAAUUCUUCCAAACAAACAUUACACACAAGCUCAGAAUCUAAUUCACCACAAAACGAGUUUGCAAAUGAGCCCGAGGUCACAAACUCUUCCCAGAAAGAAGGCAUCUCGCCUAACCUGUCCGAAUCGGACACGAAAACGCGCAGUUCUGCAGAAGACACAAAUCCAGAUGGAGAGGACAUUGACAUGGACUGACAUAUAAUUGUAGAGCCAAGCUGACUUGUAACAAUCCCAAAGCUGAUUGAUUACGACACGUUUUUGUAUAAAAGACUGUUUGAAUUCAUUUUUAUUGCCUACUUUUUUUUUCCAGAAAAGGAUAUUCUCUAUUCAGGUGGACUAUCGCUUUAUGUUUCAUCUUAAAAUGUCUGUUCCAAUUUAGCAACACGGCUAACUUGAAGUUAGCUUAUGAGCAGGAUACAAGAACAACACAAAUCCUCAAAACAUUGUAUAUAAGUAAUAAAGUAUCAAGAUAUUUAUAUAUGUAACGUUUUGAUAAGUAAUAAGAAAAAUAAUAAAAUAUUGUGAA
Myxocyprinus asiaticus (Chinese sucker) is the source of this 1973-nucleotide messenger RNA. RefSeq names its product homeobox protein unc-4 homolog. The coding region runs from base 224 to 1642 and encodes 472 amino acids. Gene Ontology annotation, molecular function: sequence-specific double-stranded DNA binding; DNA-binding transcription factor activity, RNA polymerase II-specific. The transcript is spliced from 3 exons. NCBI's taxonomy places the organism in Eukaryota, Metazoa, Chordata, Actinopteri, Cypriniformes, Catostomidae. Gene Ontology annotation, biological process: regulation of DNA-templated transcription. The record is from RefSeq and is a predicted model, not a curated record.